This is a messenger RNA of Aedes aegypti (yellow fever mosquito), 4931 nucleotides long. It is a transcript of the gene Nup154, whose product is annotated as nuclear pore complex protein Nup155. The transcript is spliced from 9 exons. Gene Ontology annotation, biological process: protein localization to nuclear inner membrane; RNA export from nucleus; transcription-dependent tethering of RNA polymerase II gene DNA at nuclear periphery. Gene Ontology annotation, molecular function: structural constituent of nuclear pore; protein binding. Bases 217 to 4446 code for a protein of 1409 amino acids. Gene Ontology annotation, cellular component: nuclear pore; nuclear pore inner ring. NCBI's taxonomy places the organism in Eukaryota, Metazoa, Arthropoda, Insecta, Diptera, Culicidae. The record is from RefSeq and is a predicted model, not a curated record.
CGCCUUUGCCGUUGCUUUUUGAUCAGGCAGCCGUCAAACAUCCGAUAAAAAGUGAGCAUCGUUUCAGUAGUUUCUCGCGAAAAAAUAAAGUUUUUAUAGAUAAAAAUAGUGAAAAGUGCCGGAAAACUUGUGAAACCGGUGCCACUUUGUGCGGUGCAUAGGAAAACACACGGAAGCUGUCGGUAUUAGGAAGAGUUUUAGGAGGCACAAUCAACAAUGAGUCUGUCGGAAUCUUCCGCGCUGGUGGACUCGCUUGAGUUUGCCGGUACGAUGCUGGAGCGCCACGAUAUCGCGGAUUGCUCCACUCCCGGACUGCUGGAGGUGACCGGUAUUAAACAAUCGGGAAUGGCAACCGCCAGCGGAUUGAACGACUAUGACUAUCAGAACCUGUCCAGUUUGUCGCUAGGAUUGAAAAACCUGAACCAACUAGCAACUGUGAACAAGAUUCCCAUUCCGCCGGAGAUAAUGGAGCAUUUUAAACAUAUAAAAUGCCAUUGUAUGAUGGGACUUUUUCCUGAAAUCGGCCGUGCUUGGUUGACUAUUGACUCCGACAUAUAUAUCUGGACCUACGAACAUACGAGAGAUGUUGCCUAUUUCGACGGGCUGUCCCACCUGAUCGUCAGCGUUGGCUUGGUAGUUCCCAAACCAGGCGUCUUCAUAUCCGAUGUCAAGUAUCUUCUGGUACUGACCACCCCAAUCGAAAUUGUUAUUCUAGGGGUAACAUUUGGCGAUUCGAAUGCUUCCCCGAAUCGUUCGAUCACCUCUUCCAUCGAGGAGAUGCAGCUGUUGAACAAACCCAUUUUCGUAUUGAACACUGACAACGUUGCAAUCACAUGCAUCGAAGGAACGUCGGAUGGUAGAAUAUUCCUUGGUGGUCGAGAUGGAUGCUUGUACGAAAUCUCCUACCAGGCGGAAUCCAAUUGGUUCGGCAAACGUUGCAAAAAGGUUAAUCACUCACAAGGGUUAAUGUCCCAUUUGGUUCCCGGCAUAUUUAAGGUGUUUUCGGAAAACGAUUCUAUUUCUAAGAUAACGAUCGACAACUCUCGUCGUUUACUGUAUGCCUUGACUGAGAAGGGAGCUAUUGAAGCUUGGGAUAUCGGUUCGGAUGCCAACUCUGUCAGACGCAUUGCUAGAAUAUCUCAAAAUGAUAUUGCCUCUAGCGCUGGAAAUAUUCUGCGUACAAUAGAACCAUCAGUGUUCAAACCAGUCACUGCUUUGUGUCCUUUAUCGCUCGAGGAUUCCCCACAAGUUCAUUUGAUUGCUAUCACGCAAACUGGAGUUCGUUUCUACUUCUCGACGGUUCCCGUGUUAUUCAGCAUCCAACAACAGCAACUUCACCAACAGCAGCAGCAGCAACAACAACAGCAACCAGGUUUGUCCACCUUCGAUCACCAGCAACGCCCUCAAGGUCUGUAUCUUCUGCAUGUACGUCUUCCUCCGGGGUACACCCCAAAUACGACUGUUGGAAAGCCAAAGCAGGUACACUCAGCCUUCUAUAGCCAAGGAUCGCUACUGAUGGUUUCAACGCCACAACCUGACCAAGAUCUUCUUUGGUCGCUUAGUUCAGAACCGUUUCCGUCGCGGCAGAAUCUGGUUGAAUCAUCGACGGUUAUGACCAUGGAUGGACAGGUGUGGGCGAUUGCUGAAGUAAAACCCAAGGACAAGGUUACCGUAGAUACUCCACUACGGGCUGCACAAGUUCCCAAGAAAGUCGCUCUGUUGACCAACCAGGGGGUGCACAUUGUGUCCCUGCUGAAAUCCGUCGAUAUCCUACAGCAGCUACUGCUAGCUUGCCACGGUCCGCACAACGAGGCUGUCAAGGCAUACUUCCAGGUGCAGUCGGAACCGCAAGCUUGUGCCACCAGUUUAUUGCUGGCUUGCAUCGAAACUUUCAAGGGAACGGAACUGGGAGAGUGGGCUGCACAGGCUUUCAUUUUGUACGGCGGCGAACCAUACUUCGAUGUGGGGGCUUACAUGGGCGGCCAUUCCGCAGCUGCCAGACCGUUGAGCUUCAAUUCGCCCGCUCCAGGAUUUGGUGACAAUCAACAAGGAGGACCACGGAUGUACAUGUCCACUCCAUUCUCCGCUUCUCGACCAGCUUCUUCUGUACAGCAGAGCCUGAUGCAACAAACGCAGUUCCCGAAUAGUCCAAUGCCCUCAUCGAUGAGCCACAGUUUCAACAAUAAUCUCCCGUUGACGGCGGAUUCCUCAAACUUCCACUACUCAGCCAAGCAUGCGGGUCUGUAUCUUCACAUGUCCCGUCUGUUGCGGUCGAUUUGGCGCAAACGGUGCAUCGAUGACAAACUGCACACGACCAUCAGCCAGCAGGACUGCGCUCAAAUUCUGGAGGACUUGUUUGCCAUCAAACGCUUCCUGGAGUCGAUAACGCUGACGAACUUGGUCGGAUUGGUUGGGAAAAACAUGACCAAUGCUAGCAGUAUGAGUGGACCGGGUGGAUAUCUACAGCAACAGCAGCAGCAACAACAACAACAGCAACAUCAUCAGCAGACAAUGGCGGCUAUGGGAAUGCAGAGUCCCUACGGGUCACAGCAGCCACCAUACUAUGGCGGUCAGAGUGCUUUCUCCGGAGUGCCAGGACAGCAAAAAAGCACUGCGGAAGAUGCGCUGGUGGAGGAAAAGAAGUCCCUCGAUGCGUUGACGCGGUUGAUAAAGCAUUCUUGUGAGGUUUUGGCCCUUUGGAAGAUACUUUGCGAACACCAAUGCCAUCAGUUGGUAUCGAAACUGACCAAGGAUCAGCAAGCGAUCUUGCAAUCCUGCACCUUCCGGGAUCUGAUUUUGUCACGGUCGGACCUGUGCGGUUUGCUGAUUGUAACUCUGAUCAACUCUUACCUCAACGAUAAUGCCAGCGUCGGUUCCAUUUCGUCUAAACUCCGAGAGGUUUGCCCUAAUCUGUAUCGCCACGAGGACGCUGUUUCGCACAAGGCAACCGAGAUCCUGCUCUUGUCCAAAACGUGCAACGAUCCGGAUGAGAAGAACGAACGGCUGAGAACUGCUCUGCAGUUGUGCAAAAGUGCUGCUCCGAACUUGCCGUUGACGUCAAUUUGCCAGCAAUUCACCACGGCGGGAUUCUACUCGGGGGUUAUUGAGCUGUGCUCGAUUUGUGCGGCCAAGAGUGACCCCAAUGAGGCUGCCCUGCAUUUCUAUCGCAAUAACGAGCCAGUAGAAGAUCAGGAAGGAUUCAUGGCGUACCAGAGCCGUAUGAAUUGCUACAGGGAAAUCAAAUUGAUGCUCGAACAUGUCUACACGAAUGUUCUGAACAGCAAGGGAGGAAGCAUCUAUCCAUCGUUGGAAAGUGCAGAUCGGGAUAAGCUGGCAAAUAAUCAGCUGAUUUCAAUCAUAAGCUUGUCACUCCAGUGCCAGGACCAACUGCUGCACAUUUCAGUUUACGAAUGGCUUCUGUCGCAUAAUCUCUUGGGUGAGUUGCUUGAAAUCAGUGAACCGUCACUCGGUGCUUUCUUGGGACGAGCUGUUAAUCGAACACCGGAAAACUUCGCUCUCGCUGAUCUGCUGUGGAAAUACCACGAACGCAAUGGCCAACACGCUGCAGCUGCCAAAAUUCUGGACAAGUUGGCCAACAUUCACAGCGAAACUAUGACCCUUCAGCAGCGUAUCGAAUAUCUCGCCCGAGCUGUCAUGUGCAUGCGCAGCGAUACGGUUGGAUAUUCCGCCCACAAUGGUGUUCUAUUGAAGGACCUCGAGGAUAAACUCGAAGUGGCGCAAAUACAGAAGCAAGUGCACGACGCCUUGUCGAUCGUACCGAAUAAACCUUCCGUUGGCCCUGCCCUAAAAUUGCUCAACGCAACGCUCUACAACCUGACACAGCUCUACUCGGACUUUGCCGAACGGUUCGAGCUUUGGGAGUGCAAACUCACAAUUCUCAACUGCUCCCAUCACAACGAUCCACUGCUCAUCGAAUCGGUCUGGACCCACAUCUUGGACAAGGAACUGGAACGACCAGACAGCAAUACAGAGCGAUGCCGUCGUUUGCUGUCUAAGGUUAAGAGCCUAGCCCUGGAAUACGAAAGUUCGGGCCACUGUUUCCCCCUGCCGUUCAUUGUCCGGGAACUGGAACUCAGAUGUUUCCGCCUGAAGCUGUUCGAUUCACCCGUCCCGGAGGCGUUGAUCGAGAUGAAUUUGGACGUGGAUUCCCUACUGAAUAUAUAUUCAAGACUUGUCUCCAUGAACGAACGCGUCUGGGUGACGGACGACGACGAACUCUACCUGGUGCGUUCAACAGCGAAACUACUUGCCCUCGUUGCUUCCCAGCCGAAUCUGGUACCGCUGAAGGACCGUCGGAAGGUUAUUGCCAAAUCGCAGGACCUGAUAUCGGCGUGUUUGAGCAUCCUGUACACGAAACCCGACGGACAAGCGCACGUGGACAACCUACGGGAGACGCAAUCGAAGCUGAACCGGAUUCACUGCUAGCUGACAGUGCGAUACUCGAUGAGCUACGGUAAUAAUAGGAUUUAAUACGACUAGCGGUAGUAGUACGGUUUACGUUAUAUAAGUCUGUAGUUGAUUAUUGCCACUGCCCUGUGGGACACUUGGAGUUUGGUUUAUUGUAUCCAACGUAUCCCCUUUGGUUUUUAGAAAUGAAAAGUAAAGGGAUGCUGUUAGGCACAUUAAAACACCAAGAGCCUUCAUACAUUGUUUAGUGCGUUUUUGUUUGUAUUAUCUAGGUAGUUUUUAAUCCACCCGUUACUCAGAUUAAGAAACUGAUAACAACGUUAUAAAUUGAACAGCAAAUUGUACACACUACAGCUAAAUCAUAACUACACAAUUGCGUACUUUCUGAUUGCUGUUUUCAGCACUGUUUAGAGCACCAAACCUAAUAAAAACACAUGUCAAUCAAGACAGCAGAUAAGCUAAGGUUUACAAACGUCAAUAAAGUAUUGAAGUAUGUACUGAAA